AUGGACGAAAAGACGAUCGACUCGAUUUUCGCGGGCUCGCUGAAAUCCUUGCCACCGGUCAGCUCGAAGAUCGUGCGGAUUUUCACCAGCUCGACUUUUACCGAUACGUCGAUGGAGCGAAACACUCUGAUGGCCCAGUGUUAUCCGAAACUUAAGGACUACUGUCGCGAAAAACACGGCCUGGAGUUUCAGGUCGUGGACAUGCGAUGGGGAGUUCGAGACGAAGCGACGGACGAUCACAUGACGACCGAACUCUGCAUGCGCGAGAUCGAAAAUUGCCAGCGAUUGUCCAUGGGACCGAAUUUCGUGGUUUUCCUGGGCCAAAAGUAUGGCUACCGGCCAAUUCCCACCUACGUGCUCAGCUCCGAGCUCGAAAUGUUGAGGAACGAGUUGGACAGCCAGGGCACGGACGUCGGCGUUCUCGACACUUGGUACAAGAAGGACAGCAACGCCGUGCCCCCUACGAGCAUACUACAACCGAUUUCUUCGAUCCUGAAAAACUUUAACAACAAAAGAAUACCGAAACUGCAACAGGAGGACCAGGCGAUUUGGUGGGAGACCAUGGUGAAGAUGCAAAAGAUGUUCCGCAAGGGCGCGCAGUCCCUGUUCAACAACGGGAAAUUCGACAAGGACACCAUGCACAACUACUUCAUGUCCGUAACCGAGCGAGAAGUCAUAAAUGGAUUGUUGAACGUGAAAAACACGAAGAACCACUGUCUGGCGUACCUGCGCUACAUAAACAACAUAAACCUGCAAAACCUGAGAAAAGCGAAUCUCUACUUGGACAUAAUCAACCGUAGCUUGGACAGCGAAGCCUCGAAGCUGCUGGCCGAUCUACGGGACGUCAGGGUGCCGAACAAAAUCGAGAGCACGAAUUUACAAAAGUACACGAUCGAAUGGAUCGGCCGAGAGGGCCUGGAUCCGGAGACGCACAGCGAGUACUUGCAGCACUUCAUAACGCACUUUUACCGCAACAUCAUCAAGCUGGUGGACAGAGCGAUGAAGAAGGAGGACAGUUCCGCCCAGGGACAAAUCAUCACGGAAAUACUCCAGCACCUGCACGCCUGCAACAAUUCCGUCAGGGUUUUUUACGGUCGCGAGCAAAGCUUGGUAAAAAUCGAGCAUUACAUGCUGGGGGAGAGCGACAAGCCGCUCGUGUUGUAUGGUGAGGGCGGCUGCGGCAAGACGUCGCUUCUGGCUAAGAGCGCGGGACUAUCGACCGUCUGGCUGGCGGGAAAGAGGCCGAUAAACAUCAUACGGUUUCUAGGCACGACGCCCGACAGCAGCGCCCUCACACCCACCCUGAUCUCGAUAUGCCAGCAGAUCUCCUACAACUACAUGCUGCCCUUUGAUGAGAUACCGGACGAUCUGGUGCCAUUGACUGCGCACUUUAAGCACCUGUUGACCCUCGCCACGGUCGAGCAGCCGAUCCUCCUGUUUCUCGACAGCGUCGACCAAUUGACGGGCGUCCAGGGCAACAAAUUGUCUUGGCUGCCCACCCGAUUGCCCGCCAACACAAAGAUGAUACUCUCGUGCGCCGCCGAGGAAUCGAACCCCGUUAUAUCCAGGGAUUAUCACCUCCUUCGACGGAUGAUCGACACCGACGACAGCUUCAUCGAGGUCACGGCCCUCGGCGAGGAUUUGGCCAUGGAUGUUAUUCGCAUGUGGAUGAAGACGGCCCAUCGGGAUUUGAACAACUACCAGUGGCGGCUGGUCGCCAACGCGAUAUCCAAGUGCUCGCUGCCGAUAUUCGUGAAACUCGUGUUUGCCGAGAUCUGCCGUUGGCGCAGCUACACCAAGCCAGCCGACACCCACCUGGCCAACACCGUCAUGGACAGUAUAAUGAUGCUGUUCGAGCGGAUCGAGAAGCAACACGGGAAAAUCCUCGUGUUUCACGCGCUAGCUUACAUAACGGCGGCCAAGUCCGGGCUGUCCGAGUCGGAGCUCGAGGACCUCAUAUCCCUGGACGACAAGGUCCUCGACGACGUCUACCAGUACCACUUGCCACCAGUUAGGAGGAUACCACCUCUACUGUGGACGCGCAUCAGGAACGAUCUGCCCAACUACCUGAGCGAGCGCGAGGCAGACGGGGUGAGCGUCAUGAACUGGUACCACAGGCAAUUCAGGGACGCCGCGAGGGAGAGGUACUUCAAAAACAUGAAUCUCGCUACGUACUUCCACUCGAUGAUAGCCGACUAUUACCUGGGUAUAUGGGGCGGUGGCAAACCCAAGCCUUUCAAGUUCACCGAGAUACAGAGGCAUCGGUUCAAUCUUCAGGAUAAAGAGGGUGUGGCCGACAGGAAGGUCCCGGAGCAGCCUCUGGCGUUUUACUCCAAGGAGGGAAAAUUAUCGAGAUACAAUCUCAGAAAGUUUGGCGAGUUGCCCUUCCACCUGGUCCGGGCUCACCGGUUCAAGGAUCUGUUUGCCAAUGUGCUCUUCAACUACGAGUGGCUGCACGCCAAGCUCAGCUCGUGUCCCUUGCAAGCGGUUCUGUCCGAUUUCGAGGAUGCCUGCCUCAACAUCGAAGACCAAAACCUCGUGAGGGAAUUGAUGCUGGUUGCUGACGCGUUGCGCCUGGGUGGUGCCAUUCUGGGCAACCAUCCAGAUAUGCUGGCGCCGCAGCUCAUCGGACGGCUGCUCCCGGAAAUCGGCAACAACGCCAACGUCCGGAUGCUCCUUAGAGCUUGCGACGACGACGGUGCCAAGGACUGUGCUCUGUUGCCGGUUUACCAUUGUCUCCACACUCCCGGUGGACCGUUAAAGUAUUCCCUGGAAGGACAUCAGUUUGCUGUGUUUGGCUUCUGUUUGACGUCGGAUUAUCGCUACGUCGUUUCAAUAUCGAAUAAAUUCAUCACCUGGGACUUGAGCACGAGCGACAUGACGAAAGACGUGAAUCCAGGGAUCGAGGGGAUAAUGCAGCAGUUGGUUCUGAGUCCGGACAACAGAUACGCGGCCGCUUACACGAAUAAUAAUCAGUCCGUGGUGUUGAAUACUUUGACGAGUGAGUUUGUGAUCAUCGACAACCCGUUGCCAAACGAGGAGCCGGUGCGCGGGGUCUACUUGAUGAAUCAGUUCGCGUUCAUUUACGGUAAGAGCGGCUGGUGUAGGUUCGACUUAAGGGGCAAUUUGAUCGGUAACCACACGAGUCCCGAGGAUCCGAACGAGUGGUCGAUUCUAGAGCUGGAAUAUAGUACAUUGGACGAUUAUAGGAUCAAUUUUUGGUCCGGGAACCUGGACAAUCCUAAAAUGUUGCUUCGUACUUAUCGAAACAAUGUGUAUUUGGAUCCAUUUUUGUUUCACAGUGCCAUGGUUAUGACCAAAGAUAGAAAGACCUUGUUUGCCUGUACAAUGGAAAAUAACUACCAAGUGACGAUGUACUCCCUUGAGGACACGUCAACUUGCUGGACGAGAGUAAGAGACAUGCCUAGGGCACAUAACGACCAGGUUGAAUACGUGUUGCAAUUGAAACUCGACAAGGAAAACAAAACACUGCUCGCAACUACGGGAAAUGGAUUUAUAGUUUGGUUCCUGGAGGAAAAUACCGAUGCUAUUGUCCUUAUGCUUCCCAACGGAGUGAGAAACAUUCACACGAGAAUGAUGUGUUCCAAUUCAAUAAUGAUCAGUGGCACUAAGGACUACGCAGUUGCUGGUGUGAGAAAAAAUUUGUACGUUUGGAGUUUGACUACUUCUGAAUUGGUUAAGGUAUUGGAUGCGCAUUUUGCACGAAUCAUACAGUUAGAGGCUCUCAUUGUUGGUAAUUGGAACAGCGUUAUAACGUCAAGUAUCGACAGAAGCGUCAAAGUAUGGAACAUAAAUAACAUCUUUGAGCAAGUUCACGUAAUCGAUAGACACGAGUUGCAAAUAGACUCUUUGUGUUUAGCAGAAGACUGCAAUCUUGCAGUAACGGUGACUAGGGGUUGCGUUGGAGUGUGGGAUUUGCAGUGUGGCAAAUUGAUUUCGAAAUUAGCUGACAGUCCGCUGGGAGCUAUUGUGACACAUGCCAGUAUUACUCGUGACGGAAAGUACAUUAUAUCAACUGAAUCGGGAAAUGUUUUGAUUUGGAAUCGUAUUACUGAGCAAGUGUUAUUUAAAGAAGAACAAGCAGAUGUUAAACAACUACUACUAGUAGAUGAAGAUACCAAGUUUGCUACAAUUUCUAGAGAAAAUAAUCCCCCCGGAGUUGAAUCGUUAAAAACUAUAGCUACUUUUACUUUAAGAAGCAUACCAGAUGGAACAAUACUAUUUAUUUUCGAAUACCCUGUAAGAAGUAACACUGGCACACCAUUUAGAAAGGUCGUAAUCACUUCUGAUGGAUCGUACAUUGUGAUACCAGGAGCAGAAAAAAGUAACAGAGACUGGAUUAUGGUGUAUAAUGCCAAAACUGGCGUUAAUAUCAGUAAAAUACCCAUCAAGUUGCCGGGAUUCAAAGAUAUAAUAUCCAUUGUUCCAAUGCCAAACAAAGCCCAGUGGGUUGGUAUUAUUGGCACUGACAAGGGCACUAUUUUAGAUAUCCAUAAAAAAAAAAUUAUCAGGUCCAUUCCAAAGUGGAGUGGAAAUAUUAGCAAGGAUGGAAAAUACACUCUUUAUGCUCCCAGCAGGGGAGGCUUGGAACUUAUUGAAUUGAAAAAAGGUACAACAGUUAAAACAUUCAUUCCAAAAGUUGCCGAGGGAGUAUUUACUAUUCUUUCUGUGUUCAAUAGAACAGACGAAUAUGUUCUUUACUAUCACAGUGGUAGAAAAACCAUCAGGGUAUUUAGAUCGUCAGAUUGUGAAAUGAUAGCAAACUACAGGGUACAGGCGGAAUUAAGUGCAAUCGACAGCACGUACGAUGGCAAAGGAAUAGUUUUAGGAACUGUUGAUGGUUGUGUGUCAGUACUAGCUAUAGCAGAUAUCGAAAAACCAGACAUGAAAGAAUACUUGGCAAAUUUACCUUCCCGGGAUGAAGAGUGGAAAAAACGCAUGGAAAAGCAGCGGGCAGCCAUAAAAUUCAAGGCUGUGGCCCGUAUUGCUCAAGUUACACACGAUUUGACGAACAUCGUGCGAGCGUAAAUUGUCUCUUUUCCUUCAUUUUUUAGAUUUUAUUUGGUUCUUCGUCAAAAGUGUAAUUGUAAUAGAUGAUUGAUUUAUUAAUUUGUCAUGAACAUAAUUGCUUCAUUUA
Copidosoma floridanum is the source of this 5158-nucleotide messenger RNA. RefSeq names its product NACHT and WD repeat domain-containing protein 2. The record is from RefSeq and is a predicted model, not a curated record. Lineage: Eukaryota; Metazoa; Arthropoda; Insecta; Hymenoptera; Encyrtidae. Gene Ontology annotation, molecular function: protein binding.